UCCACAGACUGAAUCAUCAAAUGACUUUAGAUCUAUUUGUCGCAGAAGUCGGCAAUUUUUUAUAAAAAUCUAGUUUCUUGUUAUUAAUUUGUGUAUAAAUACAAAAUGUCGAGACCCGGCGAUAGACCAAAUCAGGCUCAAACCUACAAACUUGUUGUUGUUGGUGGCGGAGGCGUCGGAAAAAGUGCUAUCACUAUACAAUUCAUUCAGAGCUACUUUGUGACUGACUAUGACCCUACAAUCGAAGACAGCUACACGAAGCAGUGUGUCAUUGAUGACAUUCCGGCCAAAUUGGACAUUCUGGACACGGCGGGCCAGGAGGAGUUCAGCGCAAUGCGGGAGCAAUACAUGAGGUCGGGCGAGGGUUUCCUCCUGGUGUUCUCCGUGGCCGACCAUGCGAGCUUCGAUGAGCUGUACAAGUUCCACAAGCAGAUCCUCAGGGUCAAGGACCGGGACGAGUUCCCCAUGUUGAUGGUCGGCAAUAAGGCGGACUUGGAGAUCCAGAGAGUGGUGUCCUUAGAAGCAGCACAGGCUCUGUCCAGACAACUGAAGGUUCCGUACAUCGAAUGCAGCGCCAAAGCACGAAUGAACGUGGACCAAGCGUUCCACGAGCUGGUGAGACUGGUCCGCAGGUUCCAAGAAGCCGAGAGGAUCCAUACGAAGAACGACCGCCCCCCCAAGAAGAGAAAGUGUGUCAUCCUGUAACAGAAAACUUGGAAACUUUAAGAGGAGUGAGUAUUUUUUUUUUUGCCAGUUUUUUUUUUCGGGGUUAUAUUUUUUUAAAUUUUAAUUUGUAUUUUAGGCAGCACAUUGCCAAAGAUACUUAUGGAAGAAAGGAGGGUAAAGUGUCUAGCAGAUAAUUGAAAAAUGGAAUUAUAUCAGUUUUUUUUUAUGGCUUAUAGGCACCGCUAUUUUGAAUAUCUUGAUGUGAAAAAAUAGAUUCGGUUCGCUUUCAUACUGCCCGUUUCUGAUAUCUCAAACUAGGUCACAACUAAUGAGGUAUACUUGAAAAAAAAAAAACUAUCUUUGAUCUAAUGUUGUGCGUUCUAGUUGGUCUAAAAGGGAUAUGUGUGUUUUCCUACCACUCUCAAGAUUUUUUUUUUUUUAAUGUAACAAAUUUAUUUUUGGAUUGAGAUAAAAUUUUAGUGCUGUGCCGUGCGGUCAUUUAAACUAAAUAUUCAUAUAAUUUCAAAGGCUUGAACCUUUCCUUUUUUCUGGAUCUUUUUCUAUAAAAAUUGACGUCAUAUAUUUCUGUAUAAAUGUUGCGGUAUAAAUAUGUUUCUUACGGCGAAAAAAAAAAAUAAAUAAAUUAAAAACUUCAACUUCAAGAAUACUUUCUUGCAUAAAUGCUUGAACAUUGAACACAAGUUUUCUUAUGCAGGCCAUUUCUGUUAUCAUUUUAGUCGAAAUUCAAAGAAUUUUAUGCAAUGGUGCUAAUUUUCACGGUAGUAUUUCGCAGUAGGUGAGAUUUAAAAUUCGCGCCAUUUUGUGCGAUUUCUCGUUUUUCAUAAUAUCAUUGUAUCUAGUUUUAUAAACUAUUGUUAAAACUAUACUAUAUCUUCAUUUCAAUGAAGUUAUGCUUUAUACAUAAUUUAUUAUAUAAUUCGUCUUAAUUUAUUACAUGUAAAAAUAAACACACUGAAAAUAAUCACAAUACUUAUUUAAUUAUAUUUUAAGCAUAUUAUUUUAUAGGUAGUAUUCUAUUAAAAGAUUUUUGAACUGUAUUUACUUGGGUAAAUAAAAUAGUUUUGGAUCUUCUGUACAGUGUAUUUUUGAUAUUAUAGUUUUUUUUUUUAAUGUUUUCAAUGUUUACUAUGAAUUUUUGGGGCUUUAUCACAACAAUAACAAGGUUGUUGUCAAUUUUAGCUAUAUAAUAACAUUUUUUUAAAAUGUUUUUGUUUAUGUAUGGCGUUUUGUAUACUUGAAAUACUUUUUUUCUUAUUGGUACUUGGAACGAAGUUCCUUAUCGCGAGGCGCGAACAAUGGCGCAGGUUACAAACGGGAUAGCAGGGACCGGACAAGCCGUUCGUUUGCUUAAUCCUUUGAAAAGCUUUCCCAUAUUCUUGUGUAACCUGUUCAAUGGCUAACCCAAUCCAAUGACUAUCCCAUAUGGUGAGGCUAACCCUUUCAAAGGAUUUCCCAUAUGAUAUGGCUAACUCUUUCGAAGGGGUAACCCGUUCGAUAUAGCGCUUACCCCUUAAAUGCCUGCGGGGGGAGAGGGGUGUAGUUUUCAUCACACCCCGAUCCUGCGCAAAUUUGCGUAACUCCGUGUGUGAAGAGCCUAAAAGACACGAAGCGACACAUUGAAUCGUGUAAAUAAUAACGCACCGCUUUACCGCACGCGCUUAGUAGGUAUUUGUUGUGCAUUGCAAUUUAUUAAAAUUAAGACCGUAUGGCCUGAGCCACCCUGAGCUUAAAGCAUAAAUUAGCCUGCUAUCUGAACGGGUAACACCUUCGUAUGACUUACCUCAAAGAAAGGGUUUUGUAGUCGUGGAUAUAGCGCUUACCAAAGCAAAUUGAACGGGUUACAGCACCGAACGGCUUUCGAAAGCAAACCCAUUCCAAAAACCCCUUCAAAACCCGUGAAUGGGAUAGCGGUCCGGUCCCUGCGAGAUAGACGCCUCAGCGGGAGAGAUGCCUCAUAUUUAAAACUGCUAACUUCCCGAAGUCGCGACUAAGAUUUAAUUGAAAAAGUAGGAAUGACAGUCACCCCGCACCUCAUUUACCCGAGAACAUUUGCGCGACGAGGACGCGUUUCGAUUGUGCAUGUAAAUAUCGUCGCGGCGAAAUUCACAAACACCUCAAAUAUUUAAAGAUUGUUAUUUUGCGUUUUACAACGUUCGCAACAAAUUACGUUAUAUUUUUUUAGUUAAGCAGUAUACUGGUUCAUUGAGACUGCAUUUAGUAAAUAGAUGAUUUUUUGUUCAUAAUUUAUCUAAAAAAUAGAUGGGUAUCUAUCCUUAUCAAAAAGGAUAGUUACGCUGAUUUUUCGAGGUGUAGAUGCCCCCUAAGCGCAUAUCCCUUCAUACAUGGAGCCCCCAUUCUAUGAUAGCUUCGUUCAAAAUUGAAUAGGUAUUUUGUGAAUUUUAAUUCUGUUUGGCCGGGCCCGUCUGGUUUAAGGUAAAAAUUGAUUUGGUAAAAAGGUUUUGGCACAACUAAAACGCUUUAAAUUAUUAUGGUAUUAGAAUUGCGUUCUAAAGAUAACAAUUAAAUGAUAAUUAUGAAAAAAAUGUUUAUCUUUAUUGUAAUCCAUGUUUCUUGGAAACAACUCAUGCUAUAGGAGCAGAACUAGGUGUACAUUUUCGUUUACACUAUAUAAAAGGAAAUCUUCUUAGUAUUUUCACGGUGGGCCAACUAUCCAUACAGCUAGACAUCUGUCCUCAAAAAAAAAGUUUUCACAAAUACCUAAUUUCUGCAAAAUCUGUAUUUGAUAGGUUAAAAAAUAAUAAUUCAACAUUACUACUACUUUAGUAGAAAAUAUUCGUAUACAAUUUUAAUUUUUUAAAUUAGGCGGCCAUUUCAAAAAGUUUGGCAUCUAUCUCGGUCUAUGAGAAGCGAGUGGGAGGUGAAUUUGGUAACUGUGUUUAAUUCGAUUUAUUCAUUCCAUAUACAGCUUUGUGUUUGCGUUUUAUUUGUUCCAUAUAUAACUCCGUUAUCGUGACAUUUUAUGAUAUAAAUUAUGAUUGUAAGUACAGCAUACAUCUACCAAAAAGCGCAAGGUACUUCGUUUCGAUUUGGGUAUAUAGACGCCCCACGACUAUUGAAUAUUUGCAUUGUAUUGACUAAUAUGUCAAAUCAAUUUUGUAGCAUUUUUAUUAAUAAACAAUUUUAAUCCAUGAAAUGUUACAAAAUUAUGUAAUAGCAAAGAUUUUUCUAUCGCAUAUGACUUAUUUUCCCUGGUGCCAUGUUGUACUUCUAAAAACAAUAUUUUAAUAAUGAUGUGCGUUUUAUUUUGCAAUUUGAUGUAGCACAAAUAUUAUGGUGCUUUCAGUAAUAGCCUGAUAAUAUGACGCACACAAGUCAAAAUAUAUAUAAAAUUGGUCAUUAAAAUUUCGAGUCGAAUUACACAAGUGAGUGUAAAUUAAAUAAAUUAAAAAAAAAAAACUAAA
Plodia interpunctella (Indianmeal moth) is the source of this 4109-nucleotide messenger RNA. It is a transcript of the gene Ras64B, whose product is annotated as Ras oncogene at 64B. Bases 106 to 705 code for a protein of 199 amino acids. NCBI's taxonomy places the organism in Eukaryota, Metazoa, Arthropoda, Insecta, Lepidoptera, Pyralidae. Gene Ontology annotation, cellular component: plasma membrane. The record is from RefSeq and is a predicted model, not a curated record. Gene Ontology annotation, molecular function: GTPase activity; GTP binding; GDP binding. The transcript is spliced from 4 exons. Gene Ontology annotation, biological process: Ras protein signal transduction.